AUGACGGUUACGCAAGCACCAGGCUCCCCUGAUGAGCAUACAGGGACCGGGUCUGAAAAACCAUCCUCAGGUCGCUGGUGGAGGAAAGUGUUAAGGCCCUCAUCCGGCGAUGACUCGGAAUCCAAUUCGGGAGACCUCAACUAUCGCUCCAGGUCAACCUUGGGAAUCCUUAGUGACAAGGAAACUGAUGAAGUACCGGGAACGGUGCUUCUGCUGUCGUCGAAUCGCAACGAGCCGCUGGGACUACAACACCAACCGCAGCGCACGUCCCACUCGUCCCUGCCAUCUCCAUAUCCCCCGUCUCGAUCUUCCUCACGCACCUCGGCUCGGCCAUCGAAGAAGAAGACCGCGGAUGGUCAGAUUGUCCUAGAACCUCAGCCAGACGACUCAGUGAACGAUCCGUUAAAUUGGCCCGUCUGGCGUCGAGAUGCUGCUUUGCUAUCGUUAGGUUUCUACUGCCUGAUGGGUGGGGGAAUGACACCAAUUCUGGCCGCUGGUUUCAACCAAGUCGCUGAUACCUACAAUGUGUCGACCCAGCAGGUGGCCUAUACCACUGGCUUAUAUAUGCUGGGUCUCGGAGUCGGGUCGGUGAUCAUGUCUCCAACCGCGAUUCUAUAUGGGAAAAGACCGGUCUAUCUUCUCGGCGCCACACUUUUUGUGGUUUCAGGCAUCUGGUGUGCUGUAUCCCCCAAUUACGCCAGUCUAGUGGUCGCCCGUGUUUUCCAGGGGAUCGCGGUGAGCCCUGUGGAGUGUCUACCUUCUGCUACGAUCGCGGAAAUUUACUUUUUGCACGAACGCGCCUAUCGUGUGGGUAUCUAUACCCUUCUCCUCCUAGGAGGCAAAAACUUGAUCCCUCUUGUGAGUGCAGCUAUUAUCGGUAACUUGGGAUGGCGCUGGGUGUUCUGGAUUGUCGCCAUCGUCGUGGGGAGUUGUCUGGUCCUUCUGUUCUUCUUUGUACCGGAAACAUUCUGGGAUCGUACCCCCCGCCCUCGCUCGCGCAAACGUCCGCAUUUAUAUCGUAGUGUUUCGGAUCUGGUUUCGCACGGCAUCCGGGGACGCCCAACUCAUGCGCAGCGCCUCGAAGAUCCUCACCCAAAGAACCACGCCGACUCCACCGUGCCUAAGAAAUCUAAGAAGGGCCAUGUCGGAUUUGUCGAUGAGUCCAACAAGGAGAUUAAUUCUCCCGAUGAGAAGGAAGCAGAAGCUGGAGACUAUGACUGUGUCUCAGAAGCCUCCAAUGCCCCAGGUGAAGAUCAUAACGCGGUGCACUUCCCACCCACCUCCAACCCAGAAAAGUCCAACGGGUUGCUUCAACCCCCGACUGCUGUCAUCUCUCGCCCUGAGCAUCCAGCCGAUCCAGAGUGUGGCCGGCAGGCCGCUGUAUCACCAGCCCGCAGCGAUUUGCUUGCUCCGAGCGCACCGGUGAAUGGCUCGAUCCACUAUACCAAUCGGCUGCGUGAACGGCCCCAGUUGCCAUACCUACACUACCUCCGGAUUUGGAACGGCCGGAUCUCCCAUGACCACUGGAUGCGAGUGGCCAUGCGCCCGUUUAUUCUGUUUGCCUACCCAGCCGUGCUGUGGUCGACCGUGGUUUACGCCCUGUCGGUUGGAUGGCUGAUUGUCCUGUCGGAGUCGGUCGCGCACAUCUACGAAGGGCGAUCCAACUAUAACUUUACCGCCUUGCAAGUUGGGCUCGUGUACAUCUCGCCGUUUGUGGGAGGCUUACUGGGUACUGCCGUGGCGGGGAAGGUGUCAGAUGUGAUUGUCCGAUACAUGACUCGACGCAACGGCGGCGUCUACGAACCGGAGUUUCGGCUAGUGAUGGCGAUCCCUAUCGCCAUCUCGACGACCGCGGGUCUGAUGGCGUUUGGAUGGAGCGCGGAGGAAAAGGAUGCGUGGAUCGUGCCUACGAUCUUCUUCGGUCUAGUUUCUUUUGGAUGCUGCCUAGGCAGUACAACGGCGAUCACAUUUUGUGUCGACAGCUAUCGCCAGUAUGCUGGAGAGGCAUUGGUGACCUUGAACUGGAGCAAGAACGUAUUUCAUGGAUUAAUUUUCUCGUUAUUUAUUGUCGAUUGGUUGGACGCGCAAGGUUCCCGAACCGUGUUCUUAGCGUUGGGAGGCAUUCAAUUGGGAUGCCUUUUGUUUUCGAUUCCCAUGUAUAUUUAUGGCAAGCGGCUUCGGAUGUGGACUGUCCGGAAACGCCUGAUGGAACAAUGGUAG
Molecule: messenger RNA, 2220 nt
Organism: Aspergillus alliaceus
Lineage: Eukaryota; Fungi; Ascomycota; Eurotiomycetes; Eurotiales; Aspergillaceae
Product: putative MFS transporter
Exons: 3
Coding region: 1-2220 (739 amino acids)
Biological process (GO): transmembrane transport
Molecular function (GO): transmembrane transporter activity
Source: RefSeq, a predicted model, not a curated record